AUGUCGAGUCUGCGUCCGGGAUCAAAUCCCCAUGCUGGCCUAAACUUUCCCCAGGCCGGCAUUCGCCGCAAUCCAUAUCCCUCUCCUCAUCCGAGCCAGCAGAAUAAGCAAUCACCAGCGCCUCACUCCGCGUCUCCGUACCAGUCUCAGGCCUAUGCACCGCAGCAGCCAUCUGGCUAUCCCCAACAUCUCUUCACCAACCCGAAUCCUGUGACUGGUAAUCUUCCCAAUGGCUCCUCGCGUUCCUCCUCCUCGCACAUGUCCAAUGCUGUGCCGAGUCCACUCGACGUGUCAAACACGCGAACUGUUCCGCCGCCGCGUGGGCAGAUGAUGUUCCCUACUCUUGGGCAAGUUGUUCCCAACCAACUCCACCACCAUCAACAACAGCAGCAGCAGCUGCACCACCAACACUUGAGUCACCCUUCGCACCCGCUCAACCAGCCUCGGCAAACCCACCACCCACACCAUGUCCAGGGCUCUCCACAGCAGCGGCCUCCAUCCCAACAGACUCAGCCUACGCCAAAACUCGGGCAGGUUCAGGUUAAGCCCCAAGCUCCUUCGCCCCCUCUGCCGCAGCAGUCAAGCCAGCAGCAAGCCCAGACGCAGCAGCAUCAACAACUGCAGCACCAGCUUCAGCAGCAGCAACAUCAACAGCACCAGCAGUUGCAGCAACAGCAGCAGCAGCAUCAGCAUCAACAGCAAUUGCAACAGCAACAACAAUUGCAGCAGCAGCAGCAACAACAACAGCAGCAGCAGCAGCAACAGCAACAUCAACAGCAGCAGCAACAACAGCAGCAUCUGCAACAACAGCAGCAACAUCAGCAGCUUCAGCAGCAACAGCAGCAACAACACCAACAGCAGCAGCAGCAACACCAUCAGCAGCAGCAGCAACAUCAGCAACAAGCUCAGCUCCACUCCCAGCAGCAACAAAUCCAUACUCCUCAGCCUCCGGAGCAACAGCAGCUUCCUCAUCAGCAGCAGCAGGAGCCACAACGGACACAAUCUCAGCAGGCACAGCGUCAGCCGAAGCCCCAGAAGUCUCAGAGGGAUCAGCAGCGGGACCAGCGAGAUCAGCAACAGGUUCAGCAACAGCAGGUUCAGCAGCAACAGAAGCAACAGUCGCUUCCUGCAGAGCCAGUUCAACAGCCUCCUGCACCGGCUGCUGCGCCUCAGACGCAGCAACAGCAGGCACCGCCACAGAAGCAGGAGACUAACGGAGAUGAAGCAAUGGAUAUUGAUAGUCACAACAACGGCGAAGAGUCGGGGGGCCUGGAUAUGAAGUUGCUUGCUGACCCCAACUACAUCCCCCAACAGCCGCUGGGCGAGAUGAUGUCGCCCCCACCGGAAGGUGGAAGCUACCCGACCCUUGAAGCUGUGCAGAAAGCCGUGCUUCGGUACUGUACGUCUGUCGGCUAUGCCAUUGUUAUCGGCCGCUCGAAGAAGACCGUACCGGGAUUGAAGAAAGUUUUGUUUGUCUGUGAUCGCGCAGGCAAGCCGCCGAGCCGUGUUAGCCCCGAGUGCCGAAAGCGCAAAACGUCGUCCCGAAAAUGCGAUUGCCCCUUUGGGUUCUUUGCCAUCGAGCAGCGAACCCAGUGGACAAUUCGAUAUCGCCCGGACCCUACCCAUCUCUCACACAACCACGGUCCUAGUGAGAGCCCUUCACACCACCCUGCUGCUCGAAAGCUUGACAGCAAGAUGGUUGCUGCAGUGAAGGAACUCAAAGAAAACGGUGCUGGGGUUUCAGAGACAUUGCAGAUUCUGCAAACCGCUAACCCUGAUUGUCACUUGCUCCCAAGAGACAUAUAUAAUGCUCGUGCAGCUAUCAACCGCAACCCUCAGAAAGUGGCGACUGGCCUGGCAGAGAACAGACCUGCGAUAUACAGCAAACCUCAUCAAUCACCUGAAGACCGCAUACGCGCAGACUUGAGGCGUGAGCUUGCAAAAGCACGAGAAGACAUGAAGAAGAUGGAGGAGGAAAAGGACAAAGAAAUUGGCGAGUUGAAGACUAAACUGGAAGAACAACAAGUCACGAUCGCCAAGUUUGAAGAGUUUAUCGACAUUUGUAACGAGCGGGUCAUGUUUCAACGGCAGAGGCUUGCAGGCGGCAACGGAGGCGGGGGCAACCAAGCGUAG
Fusarium keratoplasticum is the source of this 2133-nucleotide messenger RNA. RefSeq lists its product as uncharacterized. The record is from RefSeq and is a predicted model, not a curated record. Gene Ontology annotation, biological process: thymine catabolic process; L-valine catabolic process. Lineage: Eukaryota; Fungi; Ascomycota; Sordariomycetes; Hypocreales; Nectriaceae. Bases 1 to 2133 code for a protein of 710 amino acids. The transcript has 2 exons. Gene Ontology annotation, molecular function: methylmalonate-semialdehyde dehydrogenase (acylating, NAD+) activity; malonate-semialdehyde dehydrogenase (acetylating, [NAD(P)+]) activity. Gene Ontology annotation, cellular component: mitochondrion.